This is a messenger RNA of Salmo salar (Atlantic salmon), 5218 nucleotides long. It is a transcript of the gene fanci, whose product is annotated as FA complementation group I. The record is from RefSeq and is a predicted model, not a curated record. Gene Ontology annotation, biological process: DNA repair. Gene Ontology annotation, molecular function: DNA polymerase binding. NCBI's taxonomy places the organism in Eukaryota, Metazoa, Chordata, Actinopteri, Salmoniformes, Salmonidae.
AUGGCUAAAUCCAGACUAUUUCUAAAAUGCAUCUUCUUAAAAUCUAACUUUAACCCUAACCACACUGAUAACCUUAUGCCUAACCUUAAAUUAAAAACAAAAGGGACCUUUUUGUUUUUAUACAUUUUUACGAUAUUGACAAUUCUGACUUUGUGAAUGUGGUAACUAACUAGUCACAACGGAACUUCAGUUUGCUGCUAAUUCGAAACGUUAGUAGGAGCUGGCAUGCUAGCUACUGGUGAAAUUGUCCGAAAAAUAAAAAAAAUAAACCGUUUUACUCGAUACAAUACAAUUAGGACCCGCAAAGACGUCCAACAUGAGAGCUGACAUCAUGGAGAAGAUAGUUUCGUUGUCUGAUGGAGAGCGCAUCCCUGAGCUGCAGCAGUACCUCUCAUCCCUGACUGAUGACCAGCUGACCACUGUGGUCACAAACAGUGCGUUGAAGGGGAAGAGCAUUGGAGCCAUGGUCAAAUCCAUAUUCAAAGGCUCUCUGCCCAGUGCCCCAGAGGGGGCGAGUCGCAGGCUGCUCCUGUACCAGCACUGCAUCCCCCUGUGUGAGUCUGGAGAUCUCCAGACAGAGGUGGCAUCAGACAUCAUUGGACUGCUGAUGCUAGAGACCCACAACCUGCCCGGCCCCUCUCUGGCACAGCUGGCGUCUCUCUUCGUUGAUGCCAUUAAGUUGGGUAAGAUGGGCAGUGGCAAAUCCCUGGAGCUCUUCCCCACAGUCCUCACUGCCCUGGCUGCCACUGAGGCUCUAUCCUAUGGCAAAGGUGAGCUCAGUGGGGAAGAGUACAAGAAGCAGCUCAUCAACAGCCUCUGCUCCAGCAGAUGGGACCCACAGUGUGUGAUCCACUUGACCACUAUGUUCAGGGAUGUGCCCUUGGCCCCAGAGGAGCUGCAGUUCCUGGUCGAGAAGGUCCUGAGGAUGUUCUUCAAACUAGACCUGCAGGAGAUCCCACCUUUGGUCUACCAGCUGCUGCUGCUGGCUGCUAAGGGCUGUAAGAAACAGGUCCUGGAAGGAAUCAUCAGCUACUUUAAAGAGCAGGAUCUUCGCCAGAAAGAGGAACAGAAAGAUGGAGAGAGUAUGGAUGUGGAGGUUCAGUCCAUUCCUCAGGACCAGCUGAGGCAUGUGGAGGGCACAGCCAUCCUGCAUAUAGUUUUUGCCGUGCGGCUUGACCAGGAGCUGGGGAGGGAGUUCCUGAAAAGUGUUAAGGGGUCCCAGGGGGAGCUCUGUCCGUUCAGCAUUGCUCUGCUGCUCUCGGUGGCCAGGAUUCAACGCUACGAGGAGCAGUUGUUUGAUUUCUUGAAGGGGGCGAUCACUAAGGGCUUCAAGGAUGAGCAGCUGCAGCAGGGCUCCAAGUUCCUGCAGGACCUGCUGCCUCAGCGCUGCAGCUUUGCUCAGAUGAUCCUGGACACUGUCAAGAACAGUGUGUUUGGCUGGGACCAUGUGACCCAAGGGCUGGUCCAACUGGGCUUCAUCCUCAUGGACGCCUUUGGCCCCAAGGCAGGGCCGUUCGGGAAGACUGCAACCGAAGGGGCCAACGCCACAGCCAAAACACCCACACAGCAGGCCUGUCGGCUGGGGGGACAGGUACUCUUGGAGGGCUUCAAGAUGCAUGAGCCAAUCAGGGGUGAGAUUCUGGAGCAAGUCCUGAACCGAUUGGUCACCAAAACGGCCUCCCCUGUCACUCAUUACAUAGAUCUCCUCUCGGACAUUGUGGUCUCGGCUCCCAUGAUCCUUCUGGAGUCAUCAUCCAAGGUGACAGAGACGUUUGAUCACCUGUCCUACCUGCCACUGGCCACCGUGCAGGGGCUACUCAAGGCUGUCCAGCCUCUGCUGAAGGUCAGUAUGUCCAUGAAGGAUGCUCUGAUUCUCGUUCUGAGGAAGGCCAUGUUCUCCAGCCAGUUGGAUGGGAGGAAAUCUGCGGUGACGGGCUUCCUGCUGCUGCUGAAGAACUUCCGGGUCCUGGGUAGCAUGGCUUCCAGCCAAGCCAGCCAGGCCAUCUCCUCCAGCCAGGUCCAGGUGGACGUUCACUCCCGCUACAACUCUGCUGCCAACGAGGCCUUCUGCCUGGAGAUCCUCAGCAGCCUGCGCCGAUGUCUGGGCCAGCAGGCCGACGUACGACUCAUGCUCUACGAGGGUUUCCAUGAUGUCCUCCGCCGCAACUCUCAACUAGCAAGCUCCAUCAUGCAGACCCUGCUCUCGCAGGUGAGGCGAUACUAUGAGCCAGAGCAGGACCUUCUGCCCCCAGUGAAGCUGGAGUUAUGCAUCGGUGCUCAAGGAGACCAAGUCUUCCUCCAGGAGCCUCUGGCCCAUCUGUUGAGUUGCACAGUCCACUGCCUGCUGUGGUACCAGGGAAUGCGCCGUUCAGCCCGGCCCAACGCAGGCGGGAGUGACGAUGAUGAUGAUGAUGAAGAGGGGGGAUUUCAGAACGAGCUGCAGAGCAUCCUGGAGAGCAUCAUGCGCCGGAUGAUCAAGUGUGAAUUGGAGGACUUUGAGCUGGAUAAGUCGGCUGAGUUCUCCCUGUCCAGUGUGGGGGUGAAGAAUAGCAUCUACGCCAUGCUGGUGAUGGGAGUGUACGAGGUGCUCAUCGAAUACAACUUCACCAAGGCCAACUACAGUAAGAGUCUUUUCGAGGAACUGCUGGAGCUGUUUAGUCGCUAUAACAAGCUGUCUGAGAUCCUGAAGGAGAAGUCUGGAAAGGGCAAGAACAGCAAGAGCCCUCGAAGCCUGCUGUCUAUGGGCUUUGUGUCAACACUGCUCACUGCACUCUUCAGAGACAGCGCUCAGAGCAGAGAGGAGGCUCUGUUGGUGCUGCGCUCUAGUGGGGACUUCCUGCGUUACGCUGUGAGCGUGGCUCUGCAAAAGAUUACACAGUUGGAGGAAACUGGACACACUGACGGCCCCGACGGACAGAACACAGACAAGACCUUCCACCACCUCUGUGACAUCACUAGUGUCUUGAUGUGGCGGUACACCAACAUCCCGUGUGCAGUGGAGGAUGCUGGGAAGAAGGAGAAGCGUUGCAGUGUGUCGCUGCUGUGUCUGGAGGGCUUGCUGAGGAUCUUCAGCACCGGGCAGCAGCGCUACCCAGCCAGGGUGGCCCAGCUCCUUUCUGCCAUCGAUGUCUCUGUGGAGGAAGGGAGUGAUCAUGGGCCAGGGAAUGCCAGCGUCACAGAGAAGACUGCUUUCUACAUUCGCCAGUUCCAGAGGGCACUGUUCACCCAGCUGAGUGGAGGGGAGGAGGACUUCAACAGCAAGGAGGCUCAGCUCCUGGUAAACAUCCUGAGUGUGCUCUCACGCCAGCUGGAACCCUCCUCCCAGCAGUUUGUUCAAAUGAUCACCUGGACAGUGAAAAUCUGCAAGGAGACCAGCUUUGAGGACGUAGCGUUCAGUAAAGGCCUGCUCUCCCUGCUCUUCAGUGUGCACGUGCUCUACAAGAGUCCCGUCAGUCUGUUGUGGGAGCUUUGUCAAGACAUACACAGUCAGCUGGGAGACAUCGACCAGGAUUUGGAAGUGGAGAAGCAGUCUCACUUUGCCAUCGUCAACAUGAAGACCGCUGCGCCGACAACACUCCUGGUGCUGUCUCAGGUGGGGAAAGUAUUGGAUGAGGUGGACUGGCUGAUCACCAAGAAGAAAGGCCAGUUGGUCCCUGACAGGCUCAGCUCUGAUGAUACCACCCAGGCUGUGGGCCAGCAGGACCCAGUGGAGAAGGCGCUGACGCUGCAGCUGGGGACUCUCCUGACGGCCCUGAACGAGCUGGUCCAGACCGCCCUGCCAUCUGGAGUCUGCACUAACACACUGCUGGGAGAGCUGAGCCGUACAUACACCAUUCUCACCACUCUGGUCAAAUAUUAUAUCCAACUGUGCUCAGGCCAACAGGGCCUGCUCCCAGCACGCGUGGAGAAGCUGGUCAAGCUGUCCGGCUCUCACCUGACUCCACAGUGCUACUCCUUCAUCACCUACGUGCAGAGUGGUGAGCUGGCCGGUGGAGGUGCAGAUGAUAAAAAGAAGAAGAAAAAGGAGGGGGAGGCCACUGCUACAGCAUCAGCCAAACUCCUACGUGAGACCAAGGCCAUUCCCAACCUGAUCUACAGUAUAGAACAGUAUGAGAAAUACCUCAUCACCCUCUCCAAGAAAUCAAAGGUAAACCUGAUGCAGUACAUGAAACUGAGCACGUCCAGAGAUUUCCGCAUCAACGCAGCCACUCUGGAGGCAGUGCUGCAGGAGCACGACAACAGUCAGCAAACCAUAGCCUCUCAGGAGCCAGAGCAGAGCCAGGAGCCCAAGAAGAAGAGGAAGAAGCAGUAAUGGAAAUCAAUAAUACCCUGGCCCUUCUAAACCUCUCAGUACACUCCUCUCUUAAGUUGCCCCCAUUCAUCCGGAUGCGUUCUCAUGAUCUGCUGAGUUGGGUUGUGCUCAUUAGGCCACACUGUAGCAAAAUGUUUUGCAACAGAAAACAAAAGUGUUUCUUAUUGGACAAGUUCAGAUAGCCCCGCUUCGGACCGUUUUCUUCUAUUUAGUGCCUUAUUAUCAUGAACCUGCAUAGAACCAUUAGUUCCUAUUGACGUCAUUGGUUUGAUGACUCAGUGCCUGGGUUGGGGCAGCUCUGGAGGACCUGUGUAUCUAUCCCAUGAAGCCUCUGGCUGCACUAGCUACAUCAGAGGACUGCUCGUUUCACCCUGUUAUUUCCCUUUCCCCAGAGAGCCUUUGGUGAUGUCUGAUUUGGUAUAUGUUCAGGGCUUCACCUGUGAAGAGUCAAUGUGUUGUUAUUCAAGGUAUACAUACUGUACAGAGAAAAAUAAAAAAAACGUUUGUAUUAUGAUUAUUUGUUAAAAGCUUUUACUAAGAAGAUUGAGAGCAUUUCUGCUGUAUUUAUUAAUUUACAGUACAAAUGCCACUAUGUAAACAUGUUUCUUACUUUACAAGCUUAAGAAUUAUACAUUAAAUGUAAUUGUGUGAAAUAGAUUUUUUUUUUUGCCCAUUUGUGUGUUCACUGCCAGUCAACACUACUUCCAUCUGGUAUCAGUGCUUUUUUUCUAGUGUUUUGAACAGCCAAAGCUGCUGUAUACAGUUUGAGGUAACAUGGUUUGUAAAAGCAACACAAUACUUUAUAUACUGAAUUAAAAGAUAAAGGCAACGUGUAAAGUGUUGGUCACAUGUUUCAUGAACUGAAAUAAAAGAUGCCAGAAAUGUUCUAUGCGCACAAAAAUCUUA